GAACGAACCUCUUACAUAUUAUAUUGGCAUGAGCGAGCGCGCGCGACGGUGGCGGAGCGCGAAGCGCAAGGCCGUCAACUACGCCGUUCUUCACACAGGCCAAGCAGUUCCUGACUUCGACGACGAAGAAGACGAGGCACCUCGCAAGAAACAAGCAAACAAGAGAGGGUGCUGCUACAUGUGCGAAGCAGGAUCGAAGAGGGGAAAUGCCCUACGUGCAUGUUCAACUUGCCCCAAUCGGUGAGAAUUCCCAUCGUGAUGAGAUAAAGCAGAUGAGGCGCUCGAGGGUGAUGUCAUUACGUAGGUUUCACCUGCCAUGUGCAAGGAGGUUGACUCCUGACGUCCUGUCGCAUCGUUGUGCCGCUUGCAUCGCCGUCACAUCCAAGGAAGCAGCCCCAUCCCCUUUACCUCGACUUGAAUCUCUGGACGAUGCUGUGCAAGCGCUCAAGAAAGCCAAGCACAUCGUUGUCGUGGUUGGCGCCGGGAUCAGUGUCUCGUGCGGCAUCCCCGACUUCCGAUCCAAAGAUGGCAUCUAUGCUUUGGCAAACGACAUGGGACUGGAUCUGCCCGAUGCAGAGUCGCUCUUCGACAUGGACUUCUUCCGAUCCAACCCCAUGCCAUUCUUCCGCUUUGCUGCGGCGUUCUUCAAAGACCGAUCGUUUACGCCGUCGCCGACUCAUCGCUUCCUCCGGCGGCUGCAUGACCAGAACCAACUCCUUCGCGUGUACUCGCAGAACGUGGAUGGCCUGGAGGCGGCCGCAGGCGUCACCAACGUCAUCCAAUGCCAUGGCACGCUAGCGACGUCGUCGUGCAUGUCGUGCGACUACACGGUGGACACGAGCGCUGCGCUGCAGUCUUGUCAACGAGAUGGCGUCAUUCCACGAUGCCCGCACUGCAUCCAUGGUAUUCUCAAGCCAAACAUUACUUUUUUCGGCGAAACCCUGCAAGACGCCACUCGCCAUGCACUCCCGCUCGACCGCAAUAAGGUUGGAUUGCCCAACGUGGCUUUGAACGAUCCUUCGGAGAGGACAAAUGCUGACGUCGAUGUAGGCAGACUUAGUCCUCGUGAUGGGAACGUCGCUGCAAGUGUCCCCCGUUGCGGACAUUCCAGUCUACUUGAACGCGGUACCACAAAUCCUCGUCAAUAUGCAGUCGGUCCGACCGAGGCGCUCGCUGGCGCACCGCGGCUUUGAUGUCGAAUGUCUUGGACCGAGUGAUGCGAUCGUCGAGUACUUGAUAACAGCUAUGGACGGACGGGUGUCGCCGUCGCCGACGCACAUGCACGCUCCCAAUCGCCACUGUUUUGAAGGGUGCCACGUCUUGGAUGACGUCCCAACGGCAGAACACCCUCAGUCUCCUCCCGAUGCAUUCCACUGGUACCGUGGGUUUGAUACGCUUUUGCUUUUCACGUAGCUGCGUAGCGACGAAUGCAACCAGCCGAUUGUCGACGCACGAUUCUCCUGCACGUUCGUCCCGACAGUCGUCACACACCUCCGCCUCAGGCUGCUGGUUCCAUGAGUAGGUCGUGCUUUGACUUCGAUCUGUGCUCCACCUGCCGUAAGUCGACGUCCCACCCGCACGCCAUGCGUCCAGCGACAAGCGAGUAGAGGAUGCCGCGAUUCCCUUUGCCGGAUUCCACUUUACGAACAAAAACGUGUACUAGUACUGUUAAUGAAUGUAUCUCGGACAUAUGCCAA
Aphanomyces invadans is the source of this 1697-nucleotide messenger RNA. RefSeq lists its product as hypothetical. The coding region runs from base 207 to 1193 and encodes 328 amino acids. Lineage: Eukaryota; Oomycota; Saprolegniomycetes; Saprolegniales; Verrucalvaceae. Gene Ontology annotation, molecular function: NAD+ binding; zinc ion binding. The record is from RefSeq and is a predicted model, not a curated record. The transcript is spliced from 5 exons.